AUGGAGAUCGGGGGCCCCGGGGCGCCGCCGCCGCUGCUGCUACUGCCGCUACUGCUGCUCUUAGGGACCGGCCUCUUGCCUGCUAGCAGCCACAUAGAGACCCGGGCCCAUGCGGAGGAACGGCUCCUGAAGAGACUCUUCUCCGGCUACAACAAGUGGUCUCGGCCAGUCGCCAAUAUCUCAGAUGUGGUCCUUGUCCGCUUUGGCUUGUCCAUUGCUCAGCUCAUUGAUGUGGAUGAGAAGAACCAGAUGAUGACGACCAACGUGUGGGUGAAGCAGGAGUGGCAUGACUACAAGCUGCGCUGGGACCCUGGCGACUAUGAGAAUGUCACCUCCAUCCGCAUUCCCUCGGAACUCAUCUGGAGGCCUGACAUCGUCCUCUACAACAAUGCGGAUGGGGACUUUGCAGUCACCCACCUGACCAAAGCCCACCUGUUCUAUGACGGGCGUGUGCAGUGGACACCCCCAGCCAUCUAUAAGAGCUCCUGCAGCAUCGACGUCACCUUCUUUCCCUUCGACCAGCAGAACUGUACCAUGAAGUUUGGAUCCUGGACCUAUGACAAGGCCAAGAUUGACUUGGUGAGCAUGCAUAGCCGUGUGGACCAACUGGACUUCUGGGAAAGUGGGGAGUGGGUCAUUGUGGAUGCCGUGGGCACCUACAACACCAGGAAGUACGAAUGCUGUGCCGAGAUCUAUCCCGACAUCACCUACGCCUUCAUCAUCCGCCGGCUGCCGCUGUUCUACACCAUCAACCUCAUCAUCCCGUGCCUGCUCAUCUCCUGUCUCACAGUGCUGGUCUUCUAUCUGCCCUCGGAGUGCGGUGAGAAGGUCACGCUGUGCAUCUCGGUGCUGCUCUCUCUCACCGUCUUCCUUCUGCUCAUCACCGAGAUCAUCCCGUCCACCUCGCUGGUCAUCCCGCUCAUCGGCGAGUACCUGCUCUUCACCAUGAUCUUCGUCACCCUCUCCAUCGUCAUCACGGUCUUCGUGCUCAAUGUACACCACCGCUCACCGCGCACACAUACCAUGCCCGCCUGGGUGCGCAGAGUCUUCCUGGACAUCGUGCCACGCCUCCUCUUCAUGAAGCGCCCAUCUGUGGUCAAAGACAACUGCCGGAGACUUAUUGAGUCCAUGCACAAGAUGGCCAAUGCCCCUCGUUUCUGGCCAGAGCCUGAAGGCGAGCCUGGUAUCUUGGGUGACAUCUGCAACCAAGGCCUGUCACCUGCCCCAACUUUCUGCAACCCCAUGGACACAGCAGUUGAGACCCAGACUACAUGCAGGUCACCGUCCCACAAGGUCCCUGACUUGAAGACAUCAGAGGUUGAGAAGGCCAGUCCCUGUCCAUCACCUGGUUCCUGUCACCUACCCAAUAGCAGUGGGGCCCCAGUGCUCAUCAAAGCCAGGUCCCUGAGUGUCCAGCAUGUGCCCAGCUCUCAAGAAGCAGCAGAGGGUGGCAUCCGCUGCCGGUCUCGGAGUAUCCAGUACUGUGUUUCCCAAGAUGGAGCUGCCUCCCUGGCUGACAGCAAGCCCACUGGCUCCCUAGCCUCCCUGAAGGCCCGUCCAUCCCAGCUUCCAGUGUCAGACCAGGCCUCUCCAUGCAAAUGCACAUGCAAGGAACCAUCUCCUGUGUCCCCCGUCACUGUGCUCAAGACUGGAGGCACCAAGGCACCUCCCCAACACCUGCCCCUGUCACCAGCCCUGACGCGGGCAGUAGAAGGCGUCCAAUACAUUGCAGAUCACCUCAAGGCAGAAGACACAGACUUCUCGGUGAAGGAGGACUGGAAAUACGUGGCCAUGGUCAUUGACCGAAUCUUCCUCUGGAUGUUCAUCAUUGUCUGCCUUCUGGGCACUGUAGGACUCUUCCUGCCUCCCUGGCUGGCUGGUAUGAUCUAGGGACAUAGCAGCUGCCAGCUCCCAGAUCUCUGUAGGGCCAUGCGACUCAGUCACCCACAUCUUCCAAACCGGCCAUGAGACACCUAGGAGAGAGACGCUGCUUCUUGGGAGCUGGAAGUUGGCCCUGGUUCUAGUCAGGCCAUGGGCCUGGUUGGAGCAAGUUGAGGGCUGAUACAGUUGCAGGCUGACUCCCCAUUAAAGUUUCUCCAGAGCAA
Grammomys surdaster is the source of this 2105-nucleotide messenger RNA. RefSeq names its product cholinergic receptor nicotinic alpha 4 subunit (gene Chrna4). The record is from RefSeq and is a predicted model, not a curated record. Gene Ontology annotation, molecular function: transmembrane signaling receptor activity; acetylcholine-gated monoatomic cation-selective channel activity. Lineage: Eukaryota; Metazoa; Chordata; Mammalia; Rodentia; Muridae. Bases 1 to 1890 code for a protein of 629 amino acids. The transcript has 6 exons. Gene Ontology annotation, cellular component: synapse; neuron projection; postsynaptic membrane. Gene Ontology annotation, biological process: regulation of membrane potential; chemical synaptic transmission; nervous system process.